AUGGCGACAGAGUUCCAUAACCUGCAGCAGCUCAGGCAAAGUGCGUCUCUGGCCACAAGAGUUUUCAUCCAGAGAGACUACAGCGAGGGAACAGUGUGCCGCUUCCAGUCCAAGUUUCCCCCGGAGCUCGACACCCGGAUCGAGCGGUGUUUGCUGGAGGAGACCGUGAAGACACUGAACACUUUCUACGUCGAAGCAGAGAAAAUCGGAGGCCAGUCUUAUCUGGAAGGAUGCUUGGCCUGUGCCACGGCUUAUUUCGUAUUUUUCUGCAUGGAAACGAAAUAUGAGAAGAUUUAA
Messenger RNA from Knipowitschia caucasica, 297 nucleotides. NCBI's taxonomy places the organism in Eukaryota, Metazoa, Chordata, Actinopteri, Gobiiformes, Gobiidae. The record is from the annotation of a GenBank genome assembly.